Xiphophorus hellerii (green swordtail) is the source of this 2358-nucleotide messenger RNA. It is a transcript of the gene mfsd8, whose product is annotated as major facilitator superfamily domain containing 8. The coding region runs from base 337 to 1848 and encodes 503 amino acids. The transcript has 12 exons. Gene Ontology annotation, molecular function: transmembrane transporter activity. NCBI's taxonomy places the organism in Eukaryota, Metazoa, Chordata, Actinopteri, Cyprinodontiformes, Poeciliidae. Gene Ontology annotation, cellular component: lysosomal membrane. Gene Ontology annotation, biological process: transmembrane transport. The record is from RefSeq and is a predicted model, not a curated record.
ACGUUAUAGUUUGUUUACUGGACCUAAAUUAAGUUGCGCUGCCAUGGUAUCAUAGUCCAGUUCGGUCAGGUUUUGUGUUACGUGCUGCUUUUUAUGGGCUUUAACAACUGUUAGAAAUGCCUCUUCUCAACAAUAUGUGAAGUAUUUGUUAAGCUUAUUAAUGUCUGCAGCUGACGUGUUAUUUUGUGCGCCUGGGGUUACCUGCAAGUGUAGCUAGCUGCUCGAAGCUUUCCGGAAGAGCAGUCUACUGUAAGCCCCGGCUAGUUCACUGACCCUCGUCUACAUGGCGACUUAGGACACCAUCGGAACUUCCUCUAGAUUACUUAAUUAGUUAAAAUGUCACAUCUUGACCCAGACGACGCCACUCCGUUGCUCCGGGACGAUGCAAGCAGUGAUGACUCCCAAGAUGAGGACUACAGAGGCCGGUGGAGGUCCAUCCGGGUCAUGUACUUCACAAUGUUUCUCAGCAGUGUAGGUUUCACCAUCGUCAUCACAUCACUAUGGCCCUAUUUGCAGAAGAUCGACAGCAGCGCAGACGCCAGCUUCCUGGGUUGGAUGGUUGCAGCCUACAGUCUGGGUCAGAUGGUGGCCUCACCUCUGUUUGGCCUGUGGUCUAAUCACCGGCCGCGCAGGGAGCCGCUGGUGUGCUCCAUCUUCAUCAACCUGGCUGCCAAUAUCUACUAUGCCUACGCGUAUCUGCCCAAAACCAACAACAAGUACCACAUGCUCAUGUCCAGAGCAUUUGUUGGCUUUGGAGCAGGUAAUGUUGCUGUUGUGAGGUCAUAUGUCGCUGGGGCUACGUCUCUGAACGAAAGGACUGGAGCCAUGGCAAACAUGAGCGCCUGUCAGGCUCUGGGUUUCAUCCUUGGACCAGCUUUGCAGGCAUGCCUGUCUUUCAUCGGAGAAAACGGCGUCACGAUGAAGUUCCUAGACCUGCAGCUCAACAUGUACACCACGCCGGCUUUACUGGCUGCGGUUUUCGGACUCAUCAACAUCCUGCUGGUUCUGCUGGUGCUCAAAGAGCACCGUGUAAAUGAAGAUGGAAAGCACAUCAGAUCUAUCAACUACAUCUCAGAAGAAACAGUCGAUAUCCUGGAUGAAUCUGUGGAAGCCAUCGACCAGGUGGCUGUUGUGACCUCCAACGUUUUGUUCUUCAUCAUCAUGUUCAUCUUCGCUGUGUUUGAAACAAUUGCCACUCCUCUGUCCAUGGACAUGUUCGCCUGGACGAGGAAAGAAGCCGUUCUGUACAACGGUAUUAUUAUGGUCGGCAUCGGAUUUCAAUCAAUCCUGGUGUUUCUUUUGGUAAAAGCAGCCGCUACAAGGUUUGGGGAUCGCCCCGUGUUGCUUGCAGGUUUUGGUAUCAUAUUCUGUGGCUUCAUUAUUCUUCUUCCCUGGGGAAAUCAUUUCCCUAAAAUCCAGUGGGCAGACCUGAAAAACAACUCUUUGGUCAGUCAAAUGUCUGAGGGCAACGGCACCGUGGAGCCCACAGGCUGCCCUUACGAGCAGACCUGGUGUCAGACCACCCCGGCUAUUUACCUCGCUCAGUACAUCUCAUCAGACUUCCUCAUUGGGGUGGGCUACCCGGCCUGCAACGUGAUGUCCUACACGCUUUAUUCCAAAAUCCUCGGACCAAAACCUCAGGGUGUGUACAUGGGCUGGCUGACCGCUUCUGGGAGCGGGGCGCGAACACUCGGCCCCAUCUUCGUCUCCCACGUCUACACCCUCCUGGGACCUCGCUGGGCCUUCGGCCUCAUCUGCGGUAUGGUGGUGUUGGGCGUCAUCCUCCUCCUCUCAGCCUACCACAGACUCAUCGCCUUUUCUGUUCGCCACGGAAGGAUCGUGGAGUAACAGAUUCUCACCACAGAAACUAGCAGGAGUACAUGGCUACUAAUGGUACAUUUGUCCAGACUUUCUGCUGUGACAGAAUCAUUUUGCUGCUUCUUAUUUUAAAUGUGGGGACUGAUCAAUUACUAGUUUUUAACUCAGGGUUUUAGUCCUAAACCUUAAUGGCAAAGAGAUUUUGAUUGAUUAUUUUGCUGGAACUGCAACUGACUUUUCACUCAUUUUAAAGGACUGCGAGAGAAGUUAACAAACAACAUAAUAAUGUUUUGCUGUUUCAGGAUUGCAAGAAAUUGGUUACAUAGUUUAUAUUAAGAAUUACCAGUGAAACACUUUAAAAUUAAUGCACUGUAAGAAAGGUACUGAUGUUAUUUUCCCUAAUUAUCUGAAUAGCUUUACCCAUAGUUGUUUGAAACUAUGGGAGUUUUCUCAUUCCUAAAUUAUUCAGAAAGUGAUUUCUGUGUGUGUGUACAGAGAUAAUGAAGUGAAUGAAGCAUAAAGUUUUUAUUCUGAAAUUAA